Messenger RNA from Daldinia loculata, 1746 nucleotides. RefSeq lists its product as uncharacterized. The record is from RefSeq and is a predicted model, not a curated record. Bases 210 to 1718 code for a protein of 502 amino acids. The transcript has 2 exons. NCBI's taxonomy places the organism in Eukaryota, Fungi, Ascomycota, Sordariomycetes, Xylariales, Hypoxylaceae.
CUCCCCGACCUUCUAUUCGUGGAAGAGGCGUCAAGUUGAGACCGUGCUCGGCAGGGCUGACAAGCCGCUUACUUAUACUAUUCACUAGUUUCAUCUUGGAUCCUACCUCGUCUUCUCCUUUUACUUUGAUCAGUCGCGAUUCAACGUCACAUGGUCAAUGUAUCUUGUACGGCUCCGACAGACCAGUCCGCCUGCCUUUCCAAAAAAUCAUGACUUCCCCAAGGGAUAACUACGAAUAUAGCACGUUAGAAGUAGACACCGAAGCGCAUACCCGAAAUCAAUAUGCCGAGACGACCCACGCCGCACAGUUUCCGGAGGUCAAUCAGAAUGCCACCGAACAUUUUAACUAUCCCGAGGUCGUUGGUGUUGCUGGCGAUGCUCCCAAAAGAGAUAUAGACCGCACCCUUCCAGAACCAGUUUUCAUACCGGAGACGGAGAAAGCGCUAGAUGCGCCAGAACCCAGGAUAUGUGGAAUGAAGCGAAAGAUUUUUUGGGCUGUUGUUAUCGGAGCUGUGAUUGCUAUUGUAGCAAUUGUGGCAGGAGUUGUUGCUGGUGUUGUAACAAGAAGGGAUAGUAGUUCCAAUUCCAAUUCAGACUCGAGCAGUAGUAGUCAGGAUCCGGCGGCUUCGCAGAACGACGAGACCGCUCUGUUCGCUAACACCAACCUCGCGACCGCCAACUUCACAGACGAGUUUGGAAAUGAUAACUAUCUAGUGGCUUACCAAUUAAAUAAUAAGGCCAUUUACUUGUCAGCAUGGAACUCGUCGCAUAAAAGCUGGGUGGUAUCACCGGUAGUUGAUGGCAAGACGAAUAAUCUGGGUUUAGAUAGCGUUAGGAAGGGAACCUCAUUGUCACUUGAUGUGUUCGCGUACGAUAAUACGAGACGCGAUAUACACAUAUACUGGCAACUUCCCGACAGCGGCGGUCUAGCUACAAUUAAGGCUCUAACAUACAAUAAUGACAAGGGCAUCUCGACACAGUCAACCAUCCCAACUGCAAAUUGGGUAGAUUCAAAAGCCGGAAAUAGUUAUAUUUCUACCGCUGGAUCGUCUCUCGUCUCGUACGGAAAGCAGUGCGAAUUAUGCAACCAAUACACAUAUCUCUACUGGCAGACGUCUGAUGGAAUAAGAGAAGCUAGCUACCAGAAUGACACCAGCGGAUGGGCUAGUAACACGAAUGUCAUUCAGGUUGACAUAUCGGCGCCCGCCGAGAACGCGUCUCUUGUCCAGGCACACGCAGCCGCUGCGACAAUAGACGGCCACAGGAGCAUGAAUAUUUUCUACCGCUCUAUUACUAGUGCACUAUCUCAGAUCGUAAAUGGAGAUGGUCGGUACGUAGGGCACUACCUAGGGCGGGAUAUAGGACCUAAAACCGCGAUUGCUGCCUUCUCGACAGGCUUCAACGAGACGAGCACCAACUGGCCCGAACCGCUGGGCUUCCAGGUUUUGACCAUGGACCCCACUACCGAUGAUGGAGUCCAGUUGACAUAUUACAAAGGAGAUAAUUGGACUACGGUGGAUCAAGAAGUUGGCGAUUUGUCAGAUUGCAAAGACCGCGGGAUAAUUGUUGCCAGUCACGCUCGGAGGAUAUAUUGCCUAGUAGGGCAGAAGGAUAGCGACGUGAACAUUGUCGAAUACGAAUGGCUCGGCGAUCCUAGUGAUACAUCGACGUAUUCGAAUUACAAUAGGAUAGGAAACGUGGAUGUUAGUACGAAAUAAUGGAAAAUAAAAUUGGUAACGUUAUUUA